CCCCAUCACAUGUCCAAUGGACAGAGGAGUAGCUCGCGAGCUGGACAUUUUCUGACGUCACUCGGUCCACCUUAUAAAGUCACACACCUGGCGGAACAAAACACGAAACCCACGCUGAUAGAGAGAGGGAGAGAGAGAGAGGGAGAGAGAACUGGAGAGAGUAAAAAGAUUGCAUCAUUAAACACAACUUUUCUUUUAUGAAUCUUGCCAAUUUCUCCUACUUCUCCUGCAGCAUGUCACCGGCGGAGUCGCAGCCCACUAGUCCGGCGGGGGCGGCAGCUGUGUCCCCGCAGGUGAGCUUGGACUCACCGUCAUCGAUCCAUCAUCAUCAUCAUCAGCAGCUCCAUCAUCAUCAUUACCAUCAUCAGUCAGGAGCUAAGGACGGUGCUCCUGUGAAACCGGAACCGCGUGAAGGCAGCCCCGGUCCCGAGCUGGAGGAAGUGGUGUCGGUGGGUCAAUCAGUUGGCGGCCGGCGGAGGAAGAGGCCGGUGCAGCGAGGGAAACCUCCGUACAGCUACAUCGCGCUCAUCGCGAUGGCCAUCGCCAACUCGCCCGAGAGGAAGCUCACGCUGGGCGGCAUUUACCGCUUCAUCACCGAGCGCUUCCCGUUCUACCGCGAGAACUCGCGCAAGUGGCAGAACUCCAUCCGGCACAACCUGACGCUCAACGACUGCUUCGUGAAGAUCCCGCGGGAGCCCGGGAGACCCGGGAAGGGCAACUAUUGGACGCUUGACCCCGCCGCUGAGGACAUGUUCGACAACGGCAGCUUCCUGCGUCGGAGGAAGCGCUUCAAACGCUCGGACUUCAGCACGUACCCGGCAUACGCUCAGAGCGCCGGCGCGUUCGCCUUCUCCCCGAGCCCCGCGGCGCGCCAGGCCUAUCCCAACACCCUGUACCCGGCUGUGUCCUCGGGCUACAGCGGCUCCCCGUUACCCGGCUCCCCCCACGGGGCCGUGCUGCACCCUUACCAGACGUCGGCGGGGGUCGCUCACGCGCACCUCCAAGGACAAGGCCGGAUGUUCAGCAUCGACAACAUCAUCAGUCAGCAGCCCAUUGUGCCCGGCUGCCCUGGAUCAGAGCUUCACGUUGGGCUUGGUAUCGGAGAUCUGACCUCCAGCUGCUCGGUGUUACCCUCCACUGACCCCACCAGCUUCCAGACUCUUAACCACACAAACAUGCUGAGCAGAAACAACAGCUCUGUUGUCUCCAUGGCAUCCUCAUCCUCAGCCUCUCCUCCUCACCUGUCAUCUUCCACGCCGCCUGCUUUCUCUCUGGGGGGCUACGGCACCGGGGGCAGAGGGUCGCACCUCAGCUCAUGCCCCGAGCACGCUGAGCAGCUUCUGGGACUCGCAGGAACCAAUCUGAACUUGUACAACAAUUCCUAUGUGCGACAAACAAACUUCUCAUCUGGGCUUGAACGCUACAUAUAAAAUGACCCUAUUUGUCACUGAGGUGUUACUCAGGAGAACCAUUUGUACCUUGAUAAUUUACCUUUUGCCUGAUUAUGGUACCUAAAUGUUUUCAGAGAACACGUAUCUAACAUGAGUAGGUAAAAGAUACACACGAAAGGUACCACACCAUCAACAAGGAAAGAUACAGUAUCUGUAGUAAGCUUAUUUUUCUGGAGAAUAUUCAGCUUUGACAU
This is a messenger RNA of Silurus meridionalis, 1645 nucleotides long. It is a transcript of the gene foxe3, whose product is annotated as forkhead box E3. The record is from RefSeq and is a predicted model, not a curated record. NCBI's taxonomy places the organism in Eukaryota, Metazoa, Chordata, Actinopteri, Siluriformes, Siluridae. Gene Ontology annotation, molecular function: DNA-binding transcription factor activity, RNA polymerase II-specific; RNA polymerase II cis-regulatory region sequence-specific DNA binding. The coding region runs from base 198 to 1430 and encodes 410 amino acids. Gene Ontology annotation, biological process: regulation of transcription by RNA polymerase II; cell differentiation; anatomical structure morphogenesis. The transcript has a single exon.